UGGGGUAGGGUCCAGCACGCCCGCGACCUGCGUGAGGAGAAGCGGUACGAAAAAUGGAUGGACUUUAUUUGAACAUAAUUCAUGCUCUUUUUUUAUGAUUAAAGAGUAUAACCAAUUGUUUAAAAUAUAAUAACUAUACUACUACUGACAACUAACUAACUAUAUAUUUUACUCGUUUUUUUAUGAUUUACAAUAAACAAUUUUUUAAUGGCUAAAUGUAUGCAACAAUUACAGGACUCUUGAGCAUGUAGAUGCUCGUGUGUGGCAUAUUACGAUCAAAAUGGAUCUAUUUUUAUUCAAAGUAACAUUUAGUUUCACUAUUUUAAAUAAAUUUCUUAAGCUGUUUUUUAUGGAACAUUUAAGAAUUUUUAUUUCUUUUUAACUAAAAAAAGUCAUUUUCCAAUCGUACAUGCUUUUGUUUUUCGAUCGACCCUAUCAGUGAGGCGGUCUUUCAGAGUAUGAAGCCAAUGGGAGGCUCUUCUCGCCCAUGUGGGCACCAGCUCGGAGUCCGAUUGGUGGAGACGUUCCUCGCACCUCGCGCGCUUCCGCGCUUUGUAUUUUUGAUUGACGCUAUCAAAGAGGCGGUCCUCCAGAGUGUCAAACCAAUGAGAGGCUGCUGUUAAGCGCAUUGCAACAAUCUCGGAAUCUGAUUAGUGGAGACGCCAAUAUUUGUGCCCGCCCACAUGAACAUUAACUCGAGAUCUGAUUGGUGGAGCGUUUCUUAUACCUGCGCGCCCUUCCGUAUUUUGUGUGUGUGUGGUUUUUAAACUGACUUUUACUUCCUGUCUUGACAAAAAGCACACCACGGCGUCGUUUGGACUUACUGGACAGCUAUAUUUCUCAAAUAUUACGGUGAGUAUAGAGUUUAAAGUUUGGUGACGCUUCGAAAAAGAGGUUUUAAAAUAAUGCUAACCAUAUUUGGCGAUCAAUAAAGAACCUGAAGCGAACCUCUUUGAGGAAAGGCUUGGUCAAACAUCGUGUUCAUUGCAAAAAGGCUUUUGAUGUUUCCUCGAUGCUGAGCCUAAACUAUUGUGACGUUUUAUGAUUGAAUGCAUUCGGCGCUUUUACGGUCCAUCCGAGUUUCUAGAUCGCGUCGGGGAAACAACAGAAAGCGGCUGCCAACGCUCGCUUGACGGAUGACAUCCACGCCGAACACACCGGCGGACCUUCAGACAUCUGGAUCUACUGCACUUUUGAUGGCGGAAAGCGCGGCCUUGUCGGCGUCGGGCGUUAUGGAGGCGGCACAGAUCUCCUCUCCGGAACCUCCUCCUCCUCCUCCUCCUCCUCCUCCUCCGCCGCCGCCGCCGCCGCCACCUCCUCUUCUCCCUCGCCUCCUCCCCCAGUCGUCGUCGUUCCAGCGCCGCUCCAUGAAAAAGUUCUACUGGGACGCCAUCCCCAGCCAGCGCGUGCUGGGCAGAGUCAACGUGUGGACCUUGGAGCUGCCCCCCCGAGAACUGGUGCUGGACACCCGCAGCAUGGACGAGCUCUUCAGCCGCGUCGACCGGCGUGCGGCCGGCUGCGGCAGACUGAGGUCCCGCGGCACAUACGACAUCCGCCCGCACGAGCCGCAGGUGGGUAUUCUGGACUCCAAAAAGAGCAUGAACAUCGGCAUCCUCCUCAGAUGUUUUAAGAGGCCGCCGGCAGAAAUGGUGGACGACAUCGUCCGGGGCGACUGGCGCGCCUUCGGCGGCGGCAAACUGUCGGAGCUCUGCAAGCUGCUGCCCGACCGAAGCGAGGUGGAGCGACUGGUGUCGUUCGCCGGAAACCCGUCGCUCUUGGCGGAAGCCGAUCGCUUCGUGGUGCAGCUGGUCAAAGUGCCGCACUACGAGGAACUGCUGAAGGUGAUGGUCCUGCGCCAGGAGUUCUCGCCGCUAGUGGACGAGGUCAACAGGUCGCUGACCGUCAUGAUCAAGGCGGCUAACGAGCUGCUGGACUGCGACGACCUUCACGCCGUCAUCCGCCUGGUGUUGAAAGCUGGGAAUUACAUGAACGCUGGCGGCGACAGCACCGACGCCAUCGGCUUCAGGAUGGCGUCGCUGCUCAAGAUGGCCGACACCAAGGCCAACAAGCCCGGCAUGAACCUCAUGCACUACGUCGCUAAGCAAGCGGAGGACAUCGACGCUGACCUGCUGACCUUUCCCGGCCACCUGGAGCACAUCGGAACAGCGGCCAGAAUCUGCAAAGAGGAAGUGGUGGUCGACUUGGAGCGACAAGUCGAGAAGCUCAACCAGGUCAAACUGGACGCUGGCACACAUUCCGACCUCCACCAGCAGAUGGAGCCCUUUCUCAAGGAAUGCGAAGCUCAGCUUUGCGACGUCAACUCGCUGCUGCACGAGCUCGAGGUGUCGAGCUGCGCCGUGGCCGAGUUUUUCUGCGAGGACCCCAACAACUUCAAGCUGGAGGAAUGCUGCUCCAUCUUCCACUCCUUCUGCCGACGCUUUGACACCGCCGUGCAGGUGGCGCUCGCAACGGGAAAUGGGGAAUGCCGUUCGUCUGUUCCGGCCUCUGCCAAAAACAUUUUGGAGAAGGAAAAUAGCACUCUAAUUGUGUACUUUAAAAAGGCCUACAGCAAUGAUGAGAAUCGUGAGCGCGAGGCGGCCGAGCGGCGUCUGAAGCGCAAGGAGAGCGUCCGGCUGAGCGCCAAGCGCGCGCCCGCAGCCCCCGUCCCGGAGUCCAGCCUGGAGUCUGCUUUGCGCAGCCUCCUGUCCGCCGGCCCCGAGGGACCCUCCUCCGGCAGAUCCCGGAAGAACACCCAGCCGCCGGCCCCGCGGCCUCCCGCCGGGGACGAAGAAACGGCGGCGGAGAGUCCCGAAAAGAAGCAAGCCAAACUGGAGGAGGACCGGGACGGCCCGUCCACACCGCGCACCCCUCGCCCCAGAACACGAGACGUUUUCUCAGACUAUAACGGUGACGGGGGCUCGCCGUGGACCGUCCUGAGCCCGCUGACGUGCUCCCGGCAGCGGCGCCCUCUGCGGGGCGACGCGUCCGACGCCGAAGAGCCGGACGACGGCGUGUGGGAAAGCGCGUUCCGAGGUCCUCGAGGGCGCUCGGCCUCCGUGGACUCAACACGCCAGUCGCCGCUGCCCGCCACGGCCGCCGCCUUCCGGCUGAGGACUUUGUUCCAGAGGGGCGCCCCCCAGCGCUCGUACUCGUCCGGCUCCGGGACGGACGGCGUCAGGAAUGCGGCCGGCUCCUUCCGCUUCAUUUCCUUCUUCCGACGCUUCGGAGGCAAAAGGGAGGCGGAGCAGCCCAACCUGAGACGAACAGAUAGUUGAACCUUGUUAUUUCGUUUGUGAUUUAUUCUUCUUCUUCUUCUUAUUUUUUUUUUUUAAGUUCUUUUCACCAUUUAAAAAAAAAAUACAAAAAACAAGGCAACUGGGAACUUGUCUUGGAUAAUUUGGAAUUUUGGGAGUCAGUCAGCACUUAAAAAUCCAGACAUCUUUUAUAUUUUAUUUAGCUGAGCAUCUUUUUUAUGUCUUUCUGUGAGUGCAAUAAAUGAUA
This is a messenger RNA of Phycodurus eques (leafy seadragon), 3501 nucleotides long. Its product is annotated as FH2 domain-containing protein 1-like. The record is from RefSeq and is a predicted model, not a curated record. Lineage: Eukaryota; Metazoa; Chordata; Actinopteri; Syngnathiformes; Syngnathidae. The transcript has 12 exons. Bases 1137 to 3275 code for a protein of 712 amino acids.